ACAUGGUCCGUCUAUAUCAUUGAUAAUAUAUUUUAUAUUAUGUAUUGUCUAUAUUAGUAUAAGGUCUUUGAUAUCUGUGCAUCACUCAAAACAAUAUUCAGAAAGAUGAAUACGUUUAUACUUUUCUACCAUGGAUAAAUACAUUUAGCCUGCAGCCAUGGUUUCUACCAUAUGAUCAGUGACCGGUUAUUACAAUUUACAACUGUUAUAAGAAUAAUUGUAAGCAGAUUAUUAAGUCCUAAUAAACAUUUAGAACUUCAAAAAUAAUUGUUCGUUUUCUACCUUUCACGAGGUGUUUUUUUUUUUCAGGAGGUCCGGAUUAUAGACUGUAGAUCAAUUUAAAUUCUAACAAGAUGACUAACAUCACUAUCAAGUUCUCAACUACUCUUAGUAAAACCGAUCCAAUUAGUGUACCAGUUCUGAUAAUCGGCCAAGAAAGACAUUUGUCCAAUUUACCAUAUUCUGCAGUUAAGUGCAAGUUAGAACCACGGGUAAAUGAACAGGUAAGUUAAAAUAUUUUAUUAAAUAUUUUUAAAUAUUUUCAUGUAACUAUGAAUGUUUAUUUUUUAGACUUUCAAAUCUGCUUUGUCUGUAUUAAAUCCUUGUCCAACUGACACUUGUCCACUUUUUCUUAACACUGCAACUUUAGCUGCCAUUUCUAAUAACCAUAGUCGUCAUAACUCAUCUGCUCAACCUCAUAUGCUCACCAAAUUGAUAAAUUUGAAUACAGCUGGUUACAAUGAAUGCAUAGUGGUGGGUGAUCAUUUAAUACUAGCUGAUUUUAUUGCAUUUUGUUAGAUUAUAAAGUAAUAUGAUAAAAAAUGAUUAGAUUGUUUGUGAGCGAAAAGACAUGUUUGCUUCUGGUUGUGCUUCAGCCAGAGCUUUUUAUGAUUAUUGCCGUAAAACUAAAGUAUAUGUUGGUAAACUAAAAGAAAUGAAGAAAUCUACUGUAACAGUAACAGUAGAAUUUAUUUUUGUUGGGAAUUACAAUGGUGAAAACAAAGAAGAUAAAGAAGAAAUAGCAACUUUGGAGAGGAUAGCCAAUGCCAUAAAAAUGACUGCACGCAUUGUUGAUACACCAUGCAAUGAAAUGAAUAUUAAUCAUUUCUUAGAUGUAAGUCACACAAAACGCCUCCAUUUUUAUAUAAUAUAUUGGAUGUUGUUAAUCUAUUGGCUAUAAUUUUUAGGAGAUAAAGCAAGUAGGAGCUGAUUUGAAUAUUGACCCAAUAAUAAUCAGCGGGGAAAAUUUAAAGGAAAAAGGUUUUGGUGGAAUAUAUGGUGUGGGUAAAGCAUCUUCCAUAGCACCAGCUUUAGCUGUAUUAUCAUAUACCCCAUCUGGAGCCACAGAGACAAUUGCUUGGGUUGGCAAAGGUAUUGUUUAUGAUACUGGUGGUCUAAGCAUUAAAGGAAAAGUAAAUAAAUUGAAAAUUUGGUAUUAUUUUGUGCGUUAUAUUUAAUAUUAGUUUGUUAACAUUUUCAGACAUCUAUGCUAGGUAUGAAACGUGAUUGUGCUGGAGCAGCUGCUAUUUUAGGAGCUUUUCAUGCUAUAGUAAAAUCUAAUUUCAAGCAGAAUCUGCAUGCUGUGUUUUGUUUAGCUGAGAAUUCAGUUGGGCCAGAUUCAACACGCCCAGAUGAUAUACACACACUUUAUUCGGGAAGGUCGGUGUUUUAAAAUAACAUUUUACAAAAAUUAUGAAAUAUUUUUAAUUAUAACUUUUAAUUUAGAACUGUUGAAAUUAAUAACACCGAUGCUGAAGGACGGCUAGUUUUAUCAGACGGUGUAGUUUAUGCGUCUAGGGAUCUAAAUGCUAAAAUCAUAUUGGACAUGGCUACACUCACUGGAGCACAGGUAUAUUUAUUAUUUAUAUAUUAUUACACAUGACAUUUUUACUAUAAAUAGUAUUCCAUUUAUUUUAGGCAGUAAGUACGGGCAAGUAUCAUGCAGCAGUAAUGUCUAAUUGUGAAAACUGGGAAAAAAAUACUGUAUCCGCUGGCCUAAUAUCUGGAGAUUUAACAUUUCCUAUUGUUUAUUGUCCUGAACUUCAUUUCAGUGAAUUUUCAUCUUCACUAGCAGACAUGAAAAAUUCUGUAGCUGUAAGAUUGACUUUAAUUUUCAUAAAAUAUAUAAUAUACAAAUGUGCUAUUAUUAAUAGGAUCGAUCAAAUGCGACUUCGUCAUGUGCUGGACUGUUCAUAGCAGCUCAUUUAGGUUUUGAUUCUGCCCACCAAUGGAUACACGUGGACAUUGCAGGACCUGCUCAUUAUGUAAAUAUAAUUAUUAUUUAUUUUAUAUUUAUAGUUCAAAUACAAAGUAUUUUAUGUAUUGUAUCUGAGAGUAUUAAAUCGACGAUUAUCUUAGUUUUAACAAAUUGUGUACAAACUACAAAAUGCCAUCAUAAUCAGCAUUUUAGAGAUUAUUACAAAGAUCAACAACAGAUCAGAUGUUCUGCAUUCUCUCAACUACUCAGAAAUCUUACUCAGGAAUUCAACAAAGAACUAUAUAUUCUAUUUAUUGAUUUUUAAAAUGCUUAAGACUCCAUACUAAGGCUUAUUAAUAUAUUAACAAAAUUUCAAUUGGUGAAUCUGAUUAAAGCAAGUCUUAGCAUUCUAAAAGAUCCAGAAAAUUAUUCAAGCUAUAACAAUAAUUUAUCAUUUUAGUAUCAAAAUAUCAAAAUCUGUAAUCAUUUUUUUUACAAUUUUUCAUCAAGACCUAUUUUGAAAUGUCAGAACUUUUGUGUUAACUUUCUAUUUUUAUCGUAUUUUUCAGUGUCACAGAUAUAAGUAUACUAAUACUGGUACAUUCCAACAGAUAUUCUAAACCUACAUAUUCUAGUACCCUACUGUUUUUAAAGAUUAUUUAGCAAUUUUUAACAAUCAUGACAAUUUCAAAUAAUACAUUUUAAUACAAAAACACCUCAUUUCCUCUCAUUUUGUUAAUUCUUUACAUUUUUGUAUGUAACUUUCAUAUUUUUCAUAGUUGAUCAACUAAAAUUGUAUGUUAUACAUUAAUUGUUACUUAUCUGCCAACCUUUUUUUUAAAAUCUCAACAAAUUCUAAAGUUUCUACUGUAUUUUUGACAAUUUUAACUCAGUUGUGAAAGUUUACUUCAAAUUUAAAUAAUUAUUUAUUAUGUUCAACUUAUGAUGAACCUAAAGGUAAAUUUGAAGCAUUAUUGUUGAGCCAAACCUAUUUUAAAUAUCUCAAAACACGCGAUUUUUUGAAAAAUUGUACCACGUCUAUAAUGGACAAAUAUAAGUAUUCGGUGAAAAUGUCAAGCCUCUUUAGUUAUUUAUAAUUAAGUUAUACUAAAACACAAUUUCAAAAAAUUACUUUACAAUUAUGUAAAAAAUUUGGCUGCCACCGUCAUUGCUCUCCAAUUAUCCUGGUCCCGGACUCUAUUUUCCCAAUCUGGUUCUUUCAGUGUUACUAGAUUCUUUCUUAUUUCAUUUUUCCAUCACUUAUUGGGUCUUCCCCUGGGCCUUUUCCCUACCAGUAGCCAUUCGAUUGCUGUUCUUAUACUUGUAUUUUCCGCUUUACACAUUACAUGACUGAACCACUGAAGUCUUUAUCAUUUAAUGUAGUUUGUCAACAAUAGAACUUGUUUUCAAAGCAUGCUCUCUGGUAACAAAAAAAAAGGCACACACAUUUAAAGACUUAUCGCUCCAGUAAACUUUUUUGUACAGGAUAAUUGACAUAAUUAGGGUUUUAUACUUAUAGACAAUAGCACUUUAAAACAUGAUAAUAAGCCAUAAUGAAUAUGUUUCCUGGGAAUAUGUAUAGAUUAACAGGACAUGUUAUAAUUUUAUACCUAAGGCCAAGAGGAACAUUAAAGCAGUAUGGUUAUGUUGUUAUCAAGGAUCCUGCGUUAUGAGUCUAAGUAUUUUCUAAAAUUAAAGUUAUUAAUACCUAUACAGAAAUUAUAACGAACUGCGAGUUUAAGAUAACAAAUACACACAAUUGCAUAAAUAUAUUUUUUUUUACAAUUGGAUACUUUGUUUAAUUUCACUAAUCAGUUGAAAUUUGUAGUUUUGGUUAAAAAAAAAAAAAGGAACAAAUGUGAAAAAAUAAGAACUUUAUUGCAAAAUCUAUGAAAUUACACAAAUAUUCAGAUUUCAACCUUUAAAUUUAUUUCAAUUAAAACUAUCGAUAUUUUUGAUAUAUGGUUUUAAACAUUGAUAUAAACCAACUAAAUUGAAUUAACCUAGUUUAAAGAAUUAUAGGUACUUGAUAUAAUACUGAGUUAAAUUUUACAGGGUGAAAGGGCAACUGGUUAUGGAGUAGCACUUUUGACAGCACUUUUCGCCAAACAUACAAGUGAUCCACUGUUGCAAUCAAUUUCCAAAUAUAUUGAAUGCUCAAACUAAAUUGAUUCAUCAACUACAAAAGAACUUUGAAAGAAGUUUUUCAAUUAUAUUUUUGAAUUUAUAUUUUAAAAAACUAAAUUUUUUGAGUCCUUUAAUAAAUUUAACAUUUGAAUUUGUCUGUUUAAAUAUGCUGUACUAUUUUUUUUUUCUAAAUUUAAAUAUUUGUGAUUUAAUAAAACUGCCAACUAUGUUGUGAAUAAUUAUAUUUUAUGUAUUAUUUAAAAAUUCAGCACCUUUUCAAUUCUUUAGUUG
Molecule: messenger RNA, 4615 nt
Organism: Cinara cedri
Lineage: Eukaryota; Metazoa; Arthropoda; Insecta; Hemiptera; Aphididae
Source: the annotation of a GenBank genome assembly